Messenger RNA from Epinephelus lanceolatus (giant grouper), 588 nucleotides. The record is from RefSeq and is a predicted model, not a curated record. NCBI's taxonomy places the organism in Eukaryota, Metazoa, Chordata, Actinopteri, Perciformes, Serranidae.
UCACUCCCUUUGCAAUUGAAAAAGCAAGCAAUUGGAGCCGUGAUCCCUAUGAUGCACGACUGAGAGCGUUUGAAAUAAAGAUAUUUUGUGAAGACAACAUAGAUCCCGUCCAACAAUUAGUGCCUACAACUUUUAUCCAAAACAAAUCCGAAUGACGUGGUUGCGGAACGGAGAGGAAGUGACCUCAGCUGUCAGUUUUUCUGAAGUGAUGUCUGUUGGGGAUUGGUACUAUCAAGUUCAUUCCUACCUGGUGCACACUCCGACUCGAGGAGAAAGAAUGACCUGCAUGGUCGAACACCUCACCCUCUCUGAACCAGUGCUUCAGGUCUGGGUCCCUUCCCUUCCUGUGACAGAACGGAUCAAAAUCGGUGUGGGAGUGUUUGCUCUGAUGCUUGGUUUUGUUUUUCUGAGCUCUGGAUUCAUCUACUACAAGAAAAAGUCUGCCGCACACUUUACUUUUUGCCAAGGACGAGUGUCCAUUUCUGUGGAAGACCUCCCUGCAGCUGAAGCUACGUAGCAGUACUGUUGGGACAUACCAUCCAAGGUGACCUGAAUAUGGCACUGAAAAAUUAUAGUGGACAGUUGCAA